ACGCAAAACGGGCGCCGAGCGUCUUGCGUUGGUGCCAUAGAGUUUCUCACUAUAUGUAGUGAGAAACUCUAUGGUUGGUGCAGUACAGGCUAUGGUACAGGUGUUCCGUGGCUGCUCUCCGUAGCGCGAUGUGCGGAGCCCGCCGCUUCCACCCUGUGACACGGCAAUGGACACGGUGACACCUCGUCGCCUGCGCAGUACAACAGCUUCAACAUGCAUCAGCAGUGCUUACGCGCUGCCUACCGCUUCGCUUGCGAUGACAGCACUAAGCGGCACAGAAAGGCAACGACGUCGACGGGCGAGGCUCGCAUUGGUCCGGCGAGAGACACGCCAGCGUGAAUGCCUUCGCGCGUUCGCGGCGCACGCUGCGUGUGCCACUUGCAUUUCCGGAGCUGAGCGCGUCGCAACUCAACUAGCUGCCGAAGACACUACGGAGCCGGGCCAAAAUGCUCGUGUCUUCGCCGAAGCGACUCAGCAGGACGCCGUGCACCAACCAAACCUGCAACACGGUCGUCAACCUGCAAAUCAGGCGACGUUCGCUGCAUCGGACCGCCUCACAAAUGCAACGAGCCUAGCUGAACGUAUCACUGUUGCCAAAGCAGCAUGUCAUGCCCCUUCCAAAGUUGUUGGUCAGGUCGAGGUUGGCACGCAGUGCAGCUUGCCUCUGGCUGACAAGUCUGUUGGAUGCUCCUUCAAAGCAGGCAGUGAAUCGAGGAGCGUGCAGGCAACAGAGGCUGUGGAUCAGUCAAGCUCCACCUCAGCAUCGAGGCCUUCUAUUUCUCCAUCAACUGCCAAAUCUGACAACACGCGGCAAGGAUGCCUCCACCGAUGUCAUCUCUGUGACUAUGCGACUGAUAAACUGUUUCGUCUGGAAGCACACACGAAGGUCCAUACUGGCAAGCAUCUGUUUCAAUGUCAUUUGUGCCCUUUGAGCUUCUCAAAAAGGAACACCCUGCACAGGCACCUGUUCAUCCAUACUGGCAAGCAUCUGUUUAAAUGCCCUUCAUGUCCUCGGAGCUUUUCAAAAAAAGUUGCCCUGAACAGGCACCUGUACGUUCACGGGGGGGAGCGACCAUUUCAGUGCUCUUUGUGCCUUCAGAGUUUCUCACAAAAGAGCCACCUGAAAGAGCACCUGCGCACCCACACAGGUGAGAAGCCAUUUCAGUGCCCUUCAUGUCCUCAGAGCUUCUCGCAUAAGUCCAGCAUGAAGCACCAUCUGCGCACCCACACAGGUGAGAAGCCAUUUCAUUGCCCUUCAUGCCCUCAGAGCUUCUCGCAUAAGUCCAGCAUGAAGAAACACCUGCGCACUCACACAGGUGAGAAGCCAUUUCAAUGCCCUUCAUGCCCUAGAUGCUUCUCUCGCAAGUCCAUCAUGAAAGAACACUUGCGCACCCACACAGGCGAGAAGCCAUUUCAAUGUCCUUCAUGUCCGUGGAGCUUCUCACGCAAGUGCAGCAUGAAGGAACACCUGCGCACCCACACAGGCGAGAAGCCAUUUCAAUGCCCUUCAUGCCCUCAGAGCUUCUCACGCAAGUCCAGCAUGAAGGAACACCUGCGCAUUCAUACAGGUGUGCGACCCUACCGUUGCACCGUCUGCUCAGAGUCCUUUGUGCGGGCUGAUUACUUGAGCAGACAUAAGAGAACGCAGCACCACAGUACUGUAGAUCAGGUCAACUUUCUUGCAUAAGUAUAACAUGACCACCUGCGCAUUCAUACAGGUGACUGACCACGCCUGUUGCACCAUCUGCUCCAAAUGUUCUUUGCACUGGCUGGUUGCUUGUGCAGACAUAAAAGAACACAGCACCAUGAUAUUGUAGAGUACUUCAACAGAUAUGUUGCACUAUUGUUUGAAUUAGCAAUCUACAAACAUGUAGCGUGCUGCAUGGUGUUCUGCUGCACCAAGUAGCACAAGUGUUUCCAUAUGCUCCCUCUAACCCUUAUUUGGAAAUCGCGGUAGGAGAAAAUGUGUUGAAUUGCUGUGAAACCUACAGAUCCUGUGGUGCUCUUGUUGGAAAAAUGCAUGACACUACCGUUAAGAUGUACUGUUGUUUGACAACACUGUAUAGGUAUUGCAGGGAGCCAACUUUCAAUAUGUUUUUCUCCCUUAAAAAAAUACUCCGACUAAACUUCCUCAAGCAUAACAAAGUAUGACACCAUCUUCAUGCCUACUGCUGCAUGCACUACAUAUCAUUGGUAUAUUUAUAUGAAAUGCAAUAAUGUGCAAUUUACUGACAAAAGCACCAUUUUCUUAAAUUUUGGUGUACAUUUUCUCUACUUUUGAUUAGCAUUAUGAAACAUUGUUCCAGCGCACAUUUGGACACGGACGAGGAGAGAAAGAGUCCAAAUGUGCGCUGGAACAAUGUUUCAUAAUGCUAAUCAUAACCAACUAGCCCAGCUGUCCAUACUUAGCUACUUUUGAUGUUGGUUGCACGCCAAAGCACUUUUCGCAAAUUGUCUACGAAUGUCAGAUAACAAAACAACAGUGAACAAAGCAAAAAUUUAUAUGUAAAAAAAAAACACAUAUUCCCUGGAACGUGCAUUUUGGUUCGGGAAUGAACACAGCAAAAAUAAAAUUGCCUACCUCUCUGGACGCUGUCUGGUCGUACCGUGGCCCGUUGCUGGCUUAGCAGUACUGCAUUUAGAAGUAUGAUGUUGUGGGAUAGAAUCUCUGCUGCGACAACCCUGUUGCAAUGCAAGUGAAAUGCAAAAAUGCCCGCGUCCCGUGCAUUGGGGGGGCACGUUAAAGAUCUCCAGGUGGUCAAAAUUAAUAUGGAGUCCCCCACUACAGCGUGCCUCGUGAUGAGAGCGUGGUUUUGGCAUGUAAAACUCCAGAAUUCAAUUUAAUUCUGGUUGUACCAUGCUGUAACAUUUUGGAAUUCAGAAACAGAGGAAGGUAGUCUUUUUAUGUCUUAGGUGCCUGGCAUAGGUACGCUGCACUGGUCCCACAUACAACUGCAAAGUGAAUCCCGGCGGAUGAUUGAAUGAUUGAAGUGCGAAAUUAAUAAAUAAACAUUUCAAGAGAACCCAUCUCAUGAUUACUCAAUGUGAAUGUGAUUAUAUUAGCGUUCAAGCAGUUUAGUUAUGCAUCGUAUUGCCGAAGACACCUGUAUUUCCGAUCUGUAGUGGUUGUUCUGAAUUUUCCAUUCUGUUGGCUAUGUGCUAUAUACAGUCUCUGGGAUUAAUCUAGUUUUCAAUGACAUGCUCGCCAGGGUUUGGCAUGAUGGUGGCGCAGUGAUCAUGGAAGGAUGAAGAAUGAAUGAAGUCGAUCGAACGAUGAAGGCGCUAUGACAAGUAUGUGAUGAUGACAAUGGAAUGACAAUUCUGAAAUGAUGACAAUGAUAUAACGAGGACAAUGUGACAAUGACGGCACAGCAACAACAGAAUGAGGAGCAUGUAAUUUCAGUGACAUGAUUAAUGCAUGACCAUGACAGCGUCACGACAGUGGUGCAACAAGAAUUGGAUGCAUGAUGAGAGUUGUAUAAUGAUGGAAUGACCACAAUGGCAUCACGACCACGAGCACAUACCUAGUGGCCAAAGCUGCAAUCCUUUCUACUUGUUUUCCUUGCCUCACCACAAAAAUCUACUUUGUACAUGUCAUGAUUGCACAACCACUGCAAAUGUUACUGCACAAAGCAGCUAUGAAGCAGGAAACUGGCCAGUGACUGUUUCCGUAAGUUCGCAGUCUGUUACCAUUGGAUGGAUUUGCAUGCAGUCGCUCUGACAUCAGUGUCGAAUGCAAGAUGUUGUCCAACUCGUGCUUUUGUCUAGGCAACAAAAAGAAGCAGAAUUUGCUGAUUUCUGACAAAGCAGAAGUGAUUUCUUCCCAUUUGUUUACCAGUUCCAAGCAAGCCAAGGAGUGCCAUGCCGAUAUGAAGUAACUGAUGUCAGCUUGUUGAAACCACUGCAAAAGUUGACUGACAUGUCCAUGCUUGCCUGCGAUUUGUGUAAUGGGUUGAAGAUGUGUGGACUAGAUAUUCGUGAAGCAGUUGAAGAGAUGCAACUUGCAAGGUAAUACAUAGUACUAUGGAAUGCAAGUUAUGUUGUUGAGAGUGAGGUUCUUGGUACACUGUACCUGACUGUGUGUCCUUGGCUCCCUUUUAGAGUACUAUAUCGCACUGCAGUGCAGUGCUGAGCAAUAGGCUAUUACUUCGAUUUUUCCUCCUGCUUGCGUAAGCUGCGAAUUUUCCCAGUUUUUCUUUUUUCUUCAUGACUGGCCCAAUCUUUUUGACAUUGUGAAAAACAUCUUGUAAAAUCGGUUGCUGUCUUUUCACAUUUUUUAGUCAAAGAAUUUUCACUGUAUAAAUCAUGGGAAAACAUGGAAAAGGCAGGGAAUUUAAAAAAAAAAAAAAAAGGAUUUGCGAGACACCCAGUUUACAUACACAGCAAAGAACACCUGGCAGUCAAAAUUAUUUCGUAGCUUCCUACUACAACAUGCCUCGCAAUCAGACUGGCUUUGGCACUUAAAACCCCAAAAUUAAUGUUUUCGGUUACUAAAAAGCAGGGGUGUCUAAAUAUUAAAUUUUCGAUUUUGAAGCAAUUUCGAAUAAUGAAAACCAAGUGCGAAUUGCAUCAAAUAUUUUUCGAGCACGACUACUAUUGUUUUUGCAAAAACGCUUUCUUUUCACCAACCAGAGGUACAGGAAAAUUAUGGCAUAACUCAUCUCUCGAUGACUUGAUAGUAUUAUUCGAGCGAUGCAGCAACCCACCAUAUUUCUAAUGUCGCGCUUAUUGAACAUCCAUAGUGGUCAUUUUGAGACUUCCAUUGCUUCGGCUAUAUGCGACUUCUGCAUCGUCUUGCGUACUAUGGUCCUGACUUGCAAAGGUUGUCCAUGAGCAUGAGGGCAUGAAAACGACUGUAGGAUGCCGACGCAGUGACAACGAUAGAAUGGCAAAGAAGGAAUGAUGAUAGAAUCACAAAGGCGAUAUGACAACAGUAUGAUGGCAAUUGCUGAAUGGCAGCAGCAUGACAACAUGAUGACAAUGGGAUGAGAAUGACGGCAUGACCACAGUGGCAUAACAGCACCGUUAUUUCAAUGAAUGCAUGAUAGCGGCUGUCUGAUUGCACCAUGAUGAUGAUGUGACAAUGGUAGCAUAAUGGCGUUUGAAUGAUGAAGAAGGAAUGAUGUUGAGAAUCGAUGAAUGCAGUAUGAAGACUACUGCGGCAUGAUGACAAUACGAUGAUAUUUCUCAGGUGAUGACAAUAGUAAAACGACAGCGUUAUGACCACAAUGGUAUGUCGACUGUGUGACGAUGAUAGCAUGACGCGGAUGGAAUAUCGAAGUUAUAGUGAUUGUCACUAUAACUGUCACUAUAAAGAUGGGCCGACCAGGAUGGCAUUGUGAUGAAGGUAUUACAAAAAUGCAUGUCAACAAAGCAAUGACAACAAUAGGAUAACGGUUAGCACAUGGCAACAAUGGUGUGACGAUGACCUGUAUUACAGCCUGUAUUACAACGAUGGCAUGACGACAAUGACAUGAGGAGAGUAUGAUGACGAAGCUGGAGUGUCGACGAUGGCAUGACCACAACAGCAUGACAUUGAUGGCAUAAUCAUGACUGAAUGAUGACAGAAUUAUUACGAUAGAAUGACGAAAAAGAAAUUGCGACAAUAAAAUGAAGGCAUUAUGACGAUGAUGUAACGACAAUGACAUGACAAAAGUCGGAUUACGAAGUUAGAAUGAUGACGAUAGAAUGACUGUGACAGCAUCUGUACAUCUGCAUUUGUGUGCUAGGGAAGGCAUGGAAUAGAGAGUUUCUCCAAAAAGUUGGGCUUCAUUGUAGAAGUUUGAGGUGGCAUGAAUGAAGGCGAAGAAUUGCUGCAGAAUCCAUCUCAUGAUGUCUGUCAACGCCAAUGCGUUAGCAUUGAAUCAAUGUAGUGACACAACAUAUUGCCACCGUGCAAAACAAGUUAUCUAUGAAGCAUGUACUGCAGUGGGACUCCUUUUUCACCCUUCUGUAAGCCCACUUGGCGCCCUCUAGCGCCACCACUGCAGAGCGUGCACGCAGCCUCCAAAAUUAUGGUGCACAAGUGCGUGCAAAUGCUGAGAACUGCAUCAUGCAGCAACCAGACUCCUCUCUCGCGCUUCUUUCUGGAUGUGCUGUGCCAUCUAACGACACUGCCAAGAAGUCCGCAUGUGGCCUCCGAGACGAGAAGCAUGGCACGCCGGUACCUGAAAAUGCCAAGAAUUGUUCCCUUGCUUGCCGCAUCCUCAGUGGCACAUACUCAGUGAAUCAAGUUGCCGAGAGGUUCAUUGAAGUGGCACACACCCAUUGCAUUCAUGGUGCAGCUUGCUAAAGUGUUGGCAUGAAAGGUGUUCAUUGAAAAGAGGCACAUAUCCAGUGCACUUGUGGUGUAGCCUUCUAAUGCAUCCUGUUACUGUCCUUAAAGAACCUUUGUGAUGUGGGUUCAAUUCCGCUCAGCAUCGAAGAAAUUUAAGUGAUAUUUUUUGUCAUUCGAAAGUACCACAUUCCCAGUGGCGUAUACGUAGUUACCCAAGUUGGCGUCAGAUGUUCAUUGAAGUGCGGCAAACACCUAAUGGCACGUAACCAGUGACACACACUGGCAUGCCAUGCAUUUCGGAGGCCGUGUGUAGGCUUUGCGGUGGCGGCAUCUGAUAGCGCAGUGUUCUUGGGGAAGCGUAAAAGAGUAGUCCCGCUGCAGUAUAUGCCUCAUACAUAAAUCGUUUUGAUGGUGGCACUACAUGUGUUGCUAUAUUGAUUCAAUGGUAACACAUUACCGUUGACAGUCAUCGUGAGAUGAGUUCUGCCACAUUUUAUUUUCAUUAAUAAACUUGCAGUUGUGAAUCAGUGUUUGUGUGUGUGCCUUAAUUUCCUUAUGUGAUGUUGUGCUGUGUUGUUUAGCUGAUGUCAUUUUUCAGCGGCAAUGCCGAUGUCACUGUUAUUGAUUUUCAGUGUUUUAAACUAUAAUGGUGUGCCCAACACAAUACAGAAAAAGUGAAAUAAAUGGAUACAAUAUGCA
Molecule: messenger RNA, 6976 nt
Organism: Dermacentor andersoni
Lineage: Eukaryota; Metazoa; Arthropoda; Arachnida; Ixodida; Ixodidae
Biological process (GO): regulation of transcription by RNA polymerase II
Molecular function (GO): RNA polymerase II cis-regulatory region sequence-specific DNA binding; DNA-binding transcription factor activity, RNA polymerase II-specific
Source: RefSeq, a predicted model, not a curated record